AUGGAGGCCACGAUUAUACAGACUUCAAAAGUUGUUCUUCUUGAACUUGGGGAACGUGCCAUAGAACCUGUCUUAACAGAAGACGGCAAACUGAUUAAAAUAUGCGCACCUUUCGCAUUUAAGCUCGUCCACAGCGCUGAAAAGGUUACGGACCCUGUGACGAAUAAAGUCACUAUGUGCACUGAGUCCGACGAUUACAUAUGGUUCUAUGAAUGCUUGAAAGAAAUGUCUGAUCAAAAGGGAGGGAAGAAGGCGCCUGCAAUUAGAUAUCAAGAUCCCGACUACAUUAGUUACUACGCCGAUAUGGCUCAUCGCCCCACUAGUGUACGAUCCAACGAGAUUAUAACCAAAGAAACCCUGGGGGUGCUGUACAGUACCGACAGUAAGACAUCGGCAAAAUUGAAACUUUUCGAAGCUUGCACAAAAAUUCGGAUAAAAAGAAAAAAAGACAUAGGAUAUGACAGUUGGAUAUCCGGUUUUGCGACACAGGCCCUCAGAGAAGACAUAUUUAGGCUUGCUCACGAGAUCAGAGGCUUAAAUGUGGACUUCAAGCUUCCAUCUUCGACUGAUGUGAUAGUGGAUCCUACAAAAGGAUGGCUAUAUGACUCCAAGAGAAAAGAUCAUUUGCUGUGUUGCCCGGCGAGUGGUAGACCUGUGCUGACUGAGGACGACGAAUUCAUUUGGGCAAAUGAUCUCAAUAAGAGAAAGCCAAAGCCAACCAGAACGGUUUCUGAACCUGUAAAUGGGUCGACAAGUGCACCGAAAGUGCUACAGAGAAGUCUGAAGAGUAAAGAUUCCGACGGUAGACAGACCGAAGGAAAGCGUCGUGAGAUCAAGCCUCCCGGCCAGGAUAGUUCUAGAGAUAAGCUUUCUAGUCAGCGUACUUCUGGGGAAGGAACUUCUAGCCAGGGACAUUCCAAGCCGAGACCUCUCAGACAGAGUGGUUCCGGGGACAAGCUUCCUAGCCAAAGUAGCUCCAAAACUAUACCCCACAAGCGGAAUGAUUCUAGCUACAAAAGUUCCAGGGUCGUACCUUCUAAGCAGAGCGACCCUAGAGACAAACUUCACAAGCAAAGUGAUGCUAGGAGGCCUUUAGAAAAGAAAGCUCCGAAUAGGAAAACAACUAAUGAACCUGGAUCCACCACUAAAAGACCCGUUGCAGGGAGGUCGCAAACUUUUACAUGA
This is a messenger RNA of Botrytis byssoidea, 1185 nucleotides long. RefSeq lists its product as uncharacterized. The coding region runs from base 1 to 1185 and encodes 394 amino acids. The record is from RefSeq and is a predicted model, not a curated record. The transcript has a single exon. NCBI's taxonomy places the organism in Eukaryota, Fungi, Ascomycota, Leotiomycetes, Helotiales, Sclerotiniaceae.